This is a messenger RNA of Serendipita indica DSM 11827, 3315 nucleotides long. The record is from the annotation of a GenBank genome assembly. NCBI's taxonomy places the organism in Eukaryota, Fungi, Basidiomycota, Agaricomycetes, Sebacinales, Serendipitaceae.
AUGAUCAUCGAGAAGAAUCAAAGCGGCAAUGUCCCCGUCGAUGAUCCUCCACCAUAUACCGAGCACAUGAACGCGUCGGACGAGGAACUCGCGGGCGUCAUCGCUGCAGAUCAAGAUUUGACUGCUUACAAGGCCCAUGGAAAGGGCCUUGACUCGAAAGCAACCAUUGCACAAGACGGACGCAUCAAUGUGACAAUGAACGUCAAGAAGGCACUUCCUGGUACUUUACCAACAAACUAUGCCAACGAGAUUCGCGAGUUUGCUGUUGACCCCGUUCUGCUUUCGACCUCGUCUUCAGAUGAUGCUGAGGAUUUGGGACUACGAGAGGGCGGAAGGGUGCCCAGACUCAGUGUCGUCGUCAUGAUCGUCGGUAGUCGCGGAGACGUACAGCCAUUUCUCGCAUUGGGCCAGGAGCUCCUUCGUCAUGGACACAGAGUUCGUAUCGCAACUCAUGGAACCUUUCGUGAGUUUAUCAAAGAGGCUGGGCUGGAGUUUUACAACAUUGGCGGCGACCCGCAUGAACUCAUGAGCUACAUGGUCCGCAAUCCAGGACUAAUGCCUGGCUGGACGUCACUCACAAACGGUGAUAUUCCCCGGAAGCAGCGCAUGCUCUCUGAAAUCCUCAAUGGCUGCUGGGACGCGUGCUCUCAGCCAGAUAUCGAUGGAAAACCAUUCAUCGCGGAUGCUAUCAUCUCCAACCCACCCGCAUUCGCCCACGUGCAUUGUGCCGAAGCACUUGGCAUUCCCCUCCAGCUCUCUUUCACAAUGCCAUGGUGUCCGACUGCUGCAUUCCCUCACCCACUGGUCAAUAUCUCCCAGUCGAAUGCCGAACCCGGGUUGACAAACUAUUUGAGCUACGGAUUAGCGGAAAUGAUGACCUGGCAGGGUCUCGGUGGGGUCAUCAAUGAGUUCCGUACUUCAAAGCUGGGACUAUCAGCCCUCAAUGUUCGCUCUGGACCUGGUCUCGUCGACAGACUCAAGAUACCCUGGACCUAUUGCUUUAGCCCGCUUCUGGUCCCUCGUCCGAUCGACUGGCAAAAUCACAUAGACGUUGUAGGCUUCUACUUUCUCAAUCUCGCAUCGUCAUACUCUCCGUCCACCACUCUUGCUACUUUUCUGGCAUCUGGUCCACCACCCAUUUAUAUUGGAUUUGGGUCAGUGGUAGUCGAAGAUCCGGAGAAGGUGACACAAGUCAUCUUUGAGGCGACGAGGCUAGCCGGUGUCAGGGCACUUAUCUCAGCUGGUUGGGGAGGACUGGGGAAUACUCAGGUUCCACCGCAUGUAUUCAUCCUAGGCAACGUGCCUCACGACUGGCUCUUCACAAAGGUCUUUGCAGUGUGCCACCACGGCGGUGCUGGCACUACUGCCAUCGGUUUACAGUUGGGCAAACCAACCAUCAUUGUUCCAUUCUUCGGCGACCAGCCAUUCUGGGGAAACAUGGUGUGGAAAUCUGGUGCGGGACCAAAGCCCAUUAAACCGGAGAAAUUGGGCGUCGAGAGACUGAAGGCUGCCAUCGAAUUCUGUAUGACCUCUGCGGCAAGAGAUGGGGCAAGGAGAUUGGGUGAGCAAAUCCGGGCUCAGAAUGGCGUCCGGAAUGGUGUCCGCUCAUUUCAUCAACAUCUUCCACUGCUAAAUAUGCGGUGCGAUUUGAUUCCUGAAGAGCUUGCAGUCUGGUGGGAUCCCCAACAUUGCCUCAAGCUUAGCGCAUUGGCCGCUCAAGUUCUCAACGAAGAGAAAUUGCUCAAUAUUCACAAGCUUGAGAUUCACCGUUCAAAGGAGUACGACACGGGUCUAAAGAGCAAGACACCAUUCACUGGUGGUGUCGUUGAAGCUUUAUUGUGCGUCACGUCGUUCUCGGAAGGAUUGGUGCAAAUGUUUACGGAACCAAAGAAGGGAUUGAUCAAUACGACGGUGGCCAUCCCACGGAGUAUCAUGCACAUCCUCGAGUCCUUUACGGAUGAGUUUGCCCAUUUCCCAGCAUUAUACGGCUCGGCUAUCCGCGAGCCUGGUCGACCGAGAGACUGGAAAAGUGGGUUCAAGGAAGGUGGAAAGGCUUUCUUCUUUGGACUCAGUGACGGUAUCACUGGGCUGUGGACGGAGCCGGUCGAAGGGUACAAAUCGGGUGGAUGGAAAGGUGCUCUUGUUGGUAAUAUGCGGAGCUACGCGAACCUCGCAAUGCGUCCUACAGCCGGGGCCUUUAGCCUGAUUACCUACCCUGUACGAGGCGCGUUAAUGUCGCUUCAAAGAAGAGAUACGGCCACAGAACGACAUAUCCGUCAACUCAGGGUUGACCAAGGUCGAGAUGCAUCGCUACAAACACCCAAGUCUCCUAGAAAACCCCAUUUCCCGCCUCCAGUGCCGCCAAAGGACAACAUACCCGCAGCCUCUACCAAGUCUCCUACUGGGGAGAAGUCUGGUGCACCUCACGAGAGGGUCCCAGGCUAUGAUGAGACACUGAUGCCCGACAACCAGACGCUAUAUACAGACGUAGACGAGGGAGGUUUAGAGGGUGAGGAGGACAUGGCCGAGUCGAAGAAGGUCAAGAAGGAUAAAAAGCACUCAGUUGGAAUCGUCCAACGAGAGGCUCAUUUCGAACGACACUUGCGCUCGUUGCAUACGGUACCUCUCGACACACCAGGCUUGCGAGACGAAGCGACGCGUACUGUGAUCAUCCAAGCAUUCAGAGUCGCAAUCAAGUCCGAGAAUGUCAAGAAACGUAAAAAGGCUAUGUCGAAGCGCGUGCAAUGGGUCAUUACGAAAGGUGGUGCGGGCACCAUUGCGGACGUGACGAGCCAAGAGGCCCAAUACUUUGCAGGUGGACAGAUUACCACUGCUGUUUUGACAACGAAUGCGAACGUAGGACGUACCGCAACGGGGAAUUCUACUGACUUGGAUUCUCCAUCUAUGGCCGCACCCAGUUUCGAGCCACAUGCUCCUAGAGCAGGACCAUCGCGUCUUGUCAAGCCACCACCAGCUCCUAGAGCUGGGCCAUCACGUCUCGUCAAGCCGCCACCACUUCCGCCUAGACAAUCCACUUCGUCCACAACAGCAAGUGCCCAAGAAUGGACACGCGAAGACGAGGAGCUAUUUAUCAAACAGCUCGAAGACGCCAAGCUCCGUUCACUGUCUGGUGACGUUUCAGGUACCGCUCACGCAGAUGGAGUUGGAAGAGAUGAUGCCUCGAAACGAGAUUAUGAAGCCCAGUUGUUGCAUGCCACGUUAGAAUGGAGUGAGGCACCCCAUAUUCCGUCCUCGCCGGGAUUCCAUUCGCCACAGCAGUCGUCCUCAUCAACGUCGACCUCAACUCCCCUAUAG